Molecule: messenger RNA, 2169 nt
Organism: Oikopleura dioica
Lineage: Eukaryota; Metazoa; Chordata; Appendicularia; Copelata; Oikopleuridae
Source: the annotation of a GenBank genome assembly
AUGAAAACUUUCAGAUUUUUGACGUUGGCCGCAGUUUCUGCGACAAAAGAAAAGCCUCCUCCAAAUGAAGAUGCUCCUCGGAUCCAAUUUACGGACUGUGGUUUUGACACGCUCUUUGACAGCAAAACGACUAGUGUCGAGAUCUCAUCUCCUUUGGAUCCUUUUGACUCGUUAGUGUACCCAAACUACGCUACUUGCGAGUGGAAGUUUGAGGCGCCAAAGGCCUGCGGAUUCAACAUUAACAUCUUGCACUUCGACAUUGAAGCCGGUGGCUACAGUUGUUAUUAUGACAAGCUUUCGUUCCAAAAUGCUGCGAAUUAUGACCGAGGUUUCUGCAAUCAAUACGACUAUUACGGCUCAUAUUAUGACUCAUAUGAGUCGUCGGGCGAUUAUGGACCAGAUUUCGACGAUCUCGAAGUUGGCGAUGUUCUCUUCAUCCCUGGCGACUCCUUCAUGGCUAGAUUUACCACUGACUUUAGCGUGAGAAACACGGGAUUCGCAUUCACUGUAACUCCAGAACACGACCCGUCAAAGUGCAAAAAGGAAGAAGACGAUCAUCCUCCUGUCUGCAUUUGGUCCUACAACAACGACGAGUCAGUUCUGAUGAAGGCCUGGGAAAUCGGCGAGAAAGACAAAGCCACUCAGAGGUCGAUAUAUUCGAACUCCUUCGAGGAUGUCGAUAAAGUCGGCGAGAAAGAGUUUGGAAAACGCUGCGCUGCUGGAUGUCGCGACACUCCGGGCUGCUUCAAAUUCAAGCUGGACGGACCUUCUACUUGUGUGCACGCAGGAAACAGGCUGUCGGAUCGAAAUGAAAAUAGCUAUGCGAUCAAUGGACAGGACUGUCCGAAAAAACCCUCUACUCAACUUUGGAGCGACUACAGAGCAAGGACUCAAGUCUUUUGCUUAUUCAGCAGCAUCACAAGCGCGGAAUCUUAUUUGGACUAUUUGAGGAACAAGAAUCCUCAGAUGACAACUUGGGCAAUAAGUGACUACGGAAAUUCAAGAAAAAUGUCAAGAAUUUGGGAAUUUUCAAUAGCCGAAGGAAGGACAAGCACUUAUGGGACAUGGUUUACGUUUUUCAGCGUCAAUUAUAUUCGCGAAUAUCAUGUUCCAGUGAAUGAGACAACAACUGGUCGAAGAAAACGUCAAACGGACGACAACAGUGACUUGCUUGACAUGGUGAAUCAAGUUGUCAACCAAUUCAUUGAGAAUCUCGAUGUUGGAGACGCCGAAGUUCUUGGAACCGAAGUCGCUGAGAUCGAGCUUGAAACGAUGGAGCCAAACGUCGAAAACAUCGAUUGUGCAGACGGCAACAACGGCGGCUGCUCCCACUUUUGCAACCAGGCUGAUCACGUGUGUGAGUGCCCCUCCUGUUGGACGCUUUUGGAGGACGAGGCGACCUGUACUCCGAACCCAGAAAAAAUCGCGAUCUCUUGCGAGCAAUCUGCCAUGUCGCUUUCGCUCGACAAGUGCAUCUACUCAACCGAUGAAAGCGACGAAAUCGUCCUUUCUUUCGACGAUAACCGAUGUGAAUCCGCCGAGUCUGAGGACCAAUUCGUCAUUUCAACAGCCCUCGAUCAGUGUGAUACUUUGACGACUGUGGAAGAUGAUGAGAUCGUGUUCAAAAAUGUCAUCAGCGUCAAGAAAAGAACCAACAAAUACGGCAUCGUUUUGAACACCGAUGUUGAUAUUGACGUUCAGUGUCGAUUUUCGUCAGCAGUCAACGAUGUCUCCUCGGCCAACUUCACCAACAGAGACGAAACCCAAGAAGUCGGAACAACCGGUCACGGCGAGUUCAAGUUCGAAGCGGCUUUCUUCUCCAACAGCGACUUCAGCGACGAAGCUUCCGACGAACAAGUUGUCGGCGAAGCUGUCUUCUUCGGCCUCUCCCCAUCUGUUCCUAUUGAAGACGUCACCUUCGUUGUGAACGACUGCAACGUAACCGACGGAAGCAACUCGUUCCCCGUCUUCGAAAACGGCUGCCCCAAUCCAGUGGUAAACAACAACGCGAUCGGUCAAAAUUUCGAAAACGAAGAUCUUUUCCAACUUUCGUACACUGCCUUCCAAUUUUCCGGAAACGCAGAAGUCACUUCUAUGGAAAUGCACUGCUCGAUCUUUGUCUGCAUGGCCGGGCUCUGCCCAGUUGAAGAACCAGAUUGCACUAUUUGA